GCGAUCCUAGCGGUGGGGCUCCCCAACCCAUGGGGCUCUCCAAUGGGACCUUAGAAGCCGCGGAAGCAGCGUGCAGGGCAGCAGCCCAGGCCGCCGGGGAGGCUAGGAGGCCAGGAUCACACUGCCACACGGCUCUUCCGGACGGAGGAGCUCACAGCCCUGCCUUCACCUGCACCAGGUCACAGUUUUUGUCAGCGUGAACACACAUGGCUUUGUUACGAAAAAUUAAUCAGGUAUUGCUGUUCCUUCUGAUUGUGACCCUCUGUGGGAUCUUGUAUAAGAAAGUUCACAGGGAGACUGCGCUCAGGAAUGAGACAGAUGAUGACUCUGAGCCUCCUGAGGAGAUGGAGGAGGAGAUUCCUGUGGUGAUUUGUGCCGCGGCAGGGAGAAUGGGUGCUGCCAUGGCUGCUAUCAACAGCAUCUACAGCAACACCGACGCCAACAUUCUCUUCUAUGUGGUUGGACUCCGGAAUACUCUGUCUCGAAUCCGAAAAUGGAUUGAACAUUCUAAACUAAGAGAAAUAAACUUUAAAAUCGUGGAAUUCAACCCUGUAGUCCUCAAAGGGAAGAUCAGACCAGACUCGUCAAGGCCUGAAUUGCUCCAGCCUCUGAAUUUUGUUCGAUUUUAUCUCCCUCUGCUUAUUCAUCAACAUGAGAAAGUCAUCUAUUUGGACGAUGACGUAAUUGUGCAAGGUAUACUCGCCGACUGCCAAGAACACUCGGAAAAGGAGCAGCUGAUAAGUGAUAUCCAAGAACUCUACGACACCACCUUGGCCCUGGGCCACGCAGCAGCUUUCUCCGAUGACUGUGAUUUGCCCUCCGCUCAGGACAUGAACAGAUUUGUGGGGCUGCAGAACACGUACAUGGGCUACCUAGACUACAGGAAGAAGGCGAUAAAGGACCUUGGCAUAAGCCCCAGCACUUGCUCCUUCAAUCCGGGUGUGAUUGUGGCCAACAUGACAGAAUGGAAGCACCAGCGCAUCACCAAACAGCUGGAGAAAUGGAUGCAAAAGAAUGUGGAGGAAAAUCUCUACAGCAGCUCCCUGGGAGGAGGGGUGGCCACCUCCCCCAUGCUGAUUGUGUUUCAUGGGAAAUACUCCGCAAUCAACCCCCUGUGGCACAUAAGGCACCUGGAUACAGGACUUCACAGAGGGACUGUGAAUGGGAUGACUCGCUAACUUAGAGAGAAUGAGCUGGACACACAUGUGUGGCGGGACAUCAGAUAACCACUGUAUUUCCAUUACUGGCCACUACAGAUUUUCAGUGCCAUUCCUACACUUCAAUAAUUCUCUCUCUUAAAAAAAAAAAAAAAAAAAAACCAAAAGCUAACAAACAACAAAAAAAAAACUUGCCCCCCAGUCCUGACAAAACCAAGCAUUUAAAAGGAAUCCACAUAUGGAGGGGAACAUACUUAGCCCACUGGAAGAGAAGCUGCAAGGGUCCCCAUUGCACGGAUUUUCUGUAUAAGCACCACCAUAUGCUGCUUCAUAACCUGGAUCAUAUUUUUCUUCCUUAACAGCCAUCUUCUUUGCAUCCUCUGUGAGAAGAGUAAAAGGGAUUUAAAAUGGAUUUUGUACAACGGUUUUGAAAAUAGCUUUAUUCAAAGGUCAUCAUGAACGAAUCUUUUUCUAGUUCACAUAUACGGAGAUGUAUCUUUCAUUAGUAUCAUGUUUUAAACUCUUUAUAACAUAUACUAAAUUAACUCCUAAGAAUUGCAAAAGCCUAUUACAUUUAAUGUCAAGUGGCUACCAUGUUUCUUUCUUUCUUUCUUUUUUUUUUUUACCAUGUUUCUUAUACCCUCAACAUCUGUAAGUGUACCCACAACAGAUAGAUGACCUUGGUAAAACGAGAUUUUAACAGUGACUAAUGUCUGAGAACUCAUGCUGCAAAUGUAACUUUUCUUUUCUCCUGCUUUUAAAUUCACAACCUGCUUUCUGUAAGGUAUAGAUCCAUGAAAUGAAUGAAUGGGUUGAAAAUGGGAACAUACCUUGGGCUAGCUGUAGAUCAAAUGUAUAUUGUACCUCUUGCACAUCUGUAUUUCGUUCAAUGCCUUUCAAUUGAUCUCUUAAGUCUUUCAGCUUAAUGUAGUAAUGAACUUUGUCCUGGGCCCGAGGAAACUGAGCACAUCUUGCACUGGAUGAUGGCAUAACAUAGCAGAGCUGGAAUCAUAAAAUUUUACAGUUACAUAAAUCUUCCAAGUCUACUGAAUCCACUCACAUAGAGAUUAAAAAACUCAUACAUUUUUUGGUUAAAAAUGAUGCUCAUCACACAUUAAUAUAUGCAAAUCAAUACAAGUAAUUGUGUCUGAGCUCAAAUUCGUAAAAUUUACUUACUACAAAGUCAAUAAAUAAAAAAUGAAGAGGCUUCCCCCUCAUGUUCAUUUACCAA
Messenger RNA from Canis lupus familiaris (dog), 2388 nucleotides. RefSeq names its product glycosyltransferase 8 domain containing 2 (gene GLT8D2). The transcript is spliced from 10 exons. Bases 207 to 1178 code for a protein of 323 amino acids. The record is from RefSeq and is a predicted model, not a curated record. Gene Ontology annotation, cellular component: Golgi apparatus. Lineage: Eukaryota; Metazoa; Chordata; Mammalia; Carnivora; Canidae. Gene Ontology annotation, molecular function: glycosyltransferase activity.